This is a messenger RNA of Fimicolochytrium jonesii, 2481 nucleotides long. RefSeq lists its product as uncharacterized. Bases 1 to 2481 code for a protein of 826 amino acids. Lineage: Eukaryota; Fungi; Chytridiomycota; Chytridiomycetes; Spizellomycetales; Powellomycetaceae. The transcript has 2 exons. The record is from RefSeq and is a predicted model, not a curated record.
AUGUCAAAUGCUACACCCGCCGUGCUGACUUCGGCUUUGAGUGCGGAUACAAUUCGAUCCACCCGGGUUCUACGCCGACGCUCGAAAAUGGAGUCCAAGUCAAAGGCUCGCCGAGGCGGAUCGAUCGGUGUAGCAUGGGACUUGAUCCAGCGCCUUGAGCCUAUGACGAAGCGAGAGUACGCUGACGAAGCACGAGUCGACAAACUGCUCAAGUCGCCCUUGCUGAACGCGAAAGAGCGAUGCUCCCUGGAAGGUUAUAAAAAGCAGCGGAAAAAGCAGAAUCUCUUCGAGGUGGGGUAUCUUUACAAGCAGCCUUCAGGUUACGGACGUCUUUACGUCGACGGCAUCGGGCUUCAGACCCUCUCGAAAAGCAUUAGAACGUACAUCACAAACGGCUACUACACGGACAUUGACGUCGUGAACUGCCAACCGACCUUGAUCAGGUUUCUGUUCAGGCUUUUCGGACUUGCGUGUCCGGCGGAUCUAGAACGCUACGUGCAGAAUCGGCAAGACGUUCUCACAGAGAAUGGAAUCACAGAUAAAAAGGUCGUUAACAGAUAUUUGAAUAAAAGCAAAAAUGAUGCGCCGCACGCGUUCCUCAGGAACAUUCACAAGGAACUAUACGACAAGCUCGUGCCUCUGCUUCAAGAAUCGCGGCAAUUCAAGCCUCUGUGGCAGUGGAUAGAAAGUUCAGAUAAAAAGUACAAUAGGAAAGGUUCCUUUCUCUCAUACGUCGUGGCCACGGUGGAGAAUCUGGUGCUCGCAGCGAUGCACAGCUUUUUCACGGGUAAAGGGAUAUCCCCAGAUAGCUUGAUAUUCGACGGGAUGCUGGUCAAAGCCGACCCGCGAGUAGACGAGACGCUGCUGAAGGAAUGUGAACGCUUUAUAAAGGAGCGAGUGGGCGCCGAUUUGCGGUUGGCGAUAAAGCAGAUGAUUUGCGACGUGGACUAUGACAAGGAACUGACGGUAGACACGAGUAAUGUCGUGAUUGACAGUGACAGGGAGCUGUCGAGUUUAAUCGAUGAGUCUCGAAGGGGCACGAGCGGAAGACUGGCCUUACUCGCAAUGUACUUGAUGAAGGACAAGUACAUCUGCAUUCGUCGCAAAAAGUGGUAUAAGUUCGAUAAGCAUAGAUGGAUCGAGCUGUUGGGAUGCCCGAGCAUGGACGCCAUGGACAUUUUACUUUGUCCCAUUAAGAGGUGGUAUGAGGCGCUGGUUGCGGAAAUAAAGGGCAUCUUCAGCGGGGCGGAGGACGAAACCGAGAGGCGAUUUUUUGUAACCCAGAUCGAGAAAUUGGAGAAGGAGAAACGAUUGCGUGUCGAGGCGAUCGAAGACUCGAUCAUAAGAGGAAAGGUGAUGAAGGAUUUGGAGGACUUGAUGGACUCCUAUACCAAAGACGUCGUUUUCGACACAAAACCAUAUCUCCUCUGCUUCGAGAACGGAGUGUACGACCUUUCGCAGGAUGCGAUUCGACCCGGAUUGCCGGAAGAUUAUUUGACUAUUUGUGUGCCCUACGACCUCCCCGACGCAGUGUGUCCGGAUAUUGACGCAAAGCUCGAUGCCUUGCUGGAAAGGACCGGUCGUAACGGCAAGGGAAUCUUGAAAGACUUGACGCAGCAUACGCUUGGGGAAAAUCUGUGCAAGUUCCCAAAGGCGACGAUUCUCACCACGAAGCGCUGCGGCUCAAGCCAAGCGAACCCGGAGUUCGUCGACCUGAAAGGGUCAAGGGCGGUGUUCUUGUCCGAGCCGUGUGUCGGAGAGAAAAUCAAGAGCGCGACGUUGCGCGAGCUGACCGGCAAUGAUAAAUCCCGACAGCGGGGACUGUACGGCUCGCAGGAGACCGUGCGACCUGAUUUCAGCCUGUUCCUGUUGUGCAACGGGCGCCCGGAGAUGGACGCUCCCGACACGGAUGCGAUUUGGGACAGGGAGAAGAGCAUCCAUUUCCCACCCAAAUUCGUCGAAGACCCGAAGCUGCCGCACGAGCGUGCUAUGGACAAAGGGUUAAAGCAAAAGUUACCGGAGUACGCACCAUUCUUCAUGUUGAAGCUUCUACGAUGCUACACACUCUACCGGGAAAGCGGAUACAAGCUAGAUGCUCCGCAAGGUGUAUUAAAGGUCAGCCAAGACUACCGCUUAGAGAACAACCCCGUGGAAAAGUUCUACGAGGAGCAAGUGAUGUUGGCAGUUGAAAGCAAUACUCUUCCAGAAGGAACGGAAGAGCGCCAACUAAAGGAUUCACUGUUGCCGGUUUCAAGGCUUUGGUCCGUGUUCGAAAAGUGGAGAAAGGAUAGUGUUCUCGCCACGACCAUAUCGGAAAACGGGUUCUACCAGAAGUUGGCCAAAUUAACCAAAGGCGACUUUGAAAGCGUGAAAAGGAAGGUAGAUGGAACGCGGGUCAUCUGCUAUGACAAGAUGUGCAUAAGGGACUAUGAGUGGAGCCGCAUCGAGGGUUGCUGGAUUUUCAAGGAGGAUAUAGACUAG